GAACGAGGCGUUCAUCACUACUCCUCCUGAAUCCAGGACGGUAUUAUCUUUGCGCUUGGAAUGCUUGGGCUCUGCCAACAACAUGCCCACAUUUCCUUCUGAUUCGUCCAGGUCUCUUCUAUUCACAAACCGCGGUUUACCUCAUGAGGCUCCUGAUUGCGUCGAGAAUUCAUUUCUCGCGCGAACCCCUCCAUUAUUCGGUUUCGAGGUGCCGAAUAGUCGUUAGAUUACAGCUUCUUUUUUCUAUCCGUUUCGAAGCGACCUCAAAAGAGCUUCCCUAUGAGCAUAUUCUUAGUUCUUACCAGGCCCCAUUCUCGAACCUCUCGUCUCCGGUCGAACAGACCAAGCUCAAAGCUCUCGGACACGACCCAAUCCGAAAACCGAAUUCAAUGUGGACCGAUGUGGACAUCCGGCUCGAAUGCAACCGGCCGAUCCCGUCUCCCGGACCCCGGCUCGCUCGACCCCUCCGAUACGGCCUUGGCAUUGACCCUCUCAGUCGGGUUUCGGAGCUUUGCACCGGACGGACUCCACUUUCGGCCGUUUUAGUUAGGUCACAAGAGACUACGGUUUCCUGCUUCACUCACACGUGCGGAAGCCUUUCCUUCUUCUCUUUUUACACGAGUACGAACCUUUGUGAUCUGUGUUCUCGUUUUUGUCCACCAUCACUUCUACCCAAGUGCACCGUUGCUUAUGCCGUGGCCGUGGUUACUUGUGGCUACCUGUGGCCCACUCCCGCCGGCACACGUGUAGCUGAUGCCGAUCAUCGCCGCAAGUACCCCGCACGCUAGGAGAUACCGACGGAAAAUGCCAAGGGCCCAAGGAACCCGAACGGAUGAAGCUGAGCUGGAGCUAGAGCUGGGAAGGGGGUGAAAGUCAUCAAACUUGGCUAGUAUGGAUCUGUAGUAGUACGGCGUAAUUGUAAAG
Messenger RNA from Neurospora tetraspora, 924 nucleotides. RefSeq lists its product as uncharacterized. NCBI's taxonomy places the organism in Eukaryota, Fungi, Ascomycota, Sordariomycetes, Sordariales, Sordariaceae. The record is from RefSeq and is a predicted model, not a curated record. The transcript has 2 exons. The coding region runs from base 144 to 788 and encodes 214 amino acids.